AGGAAGUUCUUUCAUGUUUCGGUUUCGGUUUAUUAACUAGUUGAAAUUUUAAGCACUUAUUGUAGGACAACCGGACAACAACUAGUAAAACAUGGCGAAAAUAUCCACUUUUAUUUUACUGUGUUUGGUACGGAUUCAUGCAAAUGGUUAUGUUCUACCAGAAUGCAAAAUCAAUAUCAUCACUCGAGCCGAGUGGGGAGCACGUCCACCGAAAGCCAUUACGAAUCUCCGGGUACCUGUGCCCGAGUUCUUUGUUCAUCACACAGAUACACCGGAAUGUUUCGAUGUGAAAGCCUGUUCUGCUGCAGUAAGAAGCAUACAAGAUUUUCACAUGGAUGAAAGAGGCUGGAACGACAUCGGAUACAAUUUUCUGGUAGGGGAAGAUGGGAAUGUGUAUGAAGGUCGCGGCUGGGACCAUGUAGGGGCACAUACAAAAGAUUAUAACAGCAAGUCUUUGGGAACAUCAGUGAUUGGAAACUACACAGCAAAGCUUCCGAACCAGAAAGCCCUGACUGCACUGAAGACCCUGAUAGCAUGUGGCGUAGAAGAGAAAAAACUAAUUCCUAACUACCGACUGUACGGACACAGGGACGCCGGAAAGACGUCAUGCCCGGGGGACGCUCUAUACAAACUGAUUCAAACCUGGCCACAUUAUAGUCAUGAACCGCCAAAACUGUCCUUGUUUGAAAAGUCUAACAACAUUGUUUACAAAUGGUAAUCACUUUCUGUAAAGUGUCAAUAAACAACAUGUGAAAAUGUUCUUUACAAACAGAUAUACAGGUGUUGUAAAGUCAUAUUAAAUGCACAUUUUAAGAUACUGGAUGGAAAACAAGACCGUUUUGUUGAAAGUUUUAGGCUCCGUUCUUUCUUUUAGAAAUAUAAACAUACAGAAAUCACAACUGGAUAAACUUUCUUUAAGUAUCACAUGAAGCAAUAUAAUGAAAGACGAUGUUAAACAUAUCUGUGCCGCCUGAUCAUGAUCUGCAUUGUUCGCCAUUCAUUCAGUAUCUUUUUGGUAAGUAAGCACCCCUAUUUACAGUUAAUGGUACUUUCCACAUUGUAAGAUGGACAAGUUCAUUAUAGAAAUUUAGCAGGGUAAGGGUUCAUGGACGAACAUGCAGUAGCUGUAUCAUCAUAUGACAUGUAUUAUUUAACUGACUGUCAUGAAAAAAAAACGUCAUUCUGUAAGUUUAUCUGGCAUGUUGCAUUGCUGCCUAACUAGAGUCUUAAAAAUCAGGAAAAAAACAGCAUGCUUAUAUAUUAUUGUCGACAAAAAUUUAUGUGAGCCCUUCCAUUCUUUUGCGCUAUGAAAUUACUAUUUGACUAAAUAAUAGAACAAUUUUCUACAA
Messenger RNA from Mercenaria mercenaria, 1349 nucleotides. RefSeq names its product peptidoglycan recognition protein 1-like. Gene Ontology annotation, molecular function: peptidoglycan binding; zinc ion binding; N-acetylmuramoyl-L-alanine amidase activity. Gene Ontology annotation, biological process: innate immune response; peptidoglycan catabolic process. Lineage: Eukaryota; Metazoa; Mollusca; Bivalvia; Venerida; Veneridae. The transcript is spliced from 4 exons. The record is from RefSeq and is a predicted model, not a curated record. The coding region runs from base 92 to 718 and encodes 208 amino acids.